Oryzias latipes (Japanese medaka) is the source of this 2773-nucleotide messenger RNA. It is a transcript of the gene dnaaf5, whose product is annotated as dynein axonemal assembly factor 5. The record is from RefSeq and is a predicted model, not a curated record. Gene Ontology annotation, cellular component: cytoplasm. Gene Ontology annotation, molecular function: dynein intermediate chain binding. Lineage: Eukaryota; Metazoa; Chordata; Actinopteri; Beloniformes; Adrianichthyidae. Gene Ontology annotation, biological process: inner dynein arm assembly; cilium movement; outer dynein arm assembly.
UUUUGAAUACGUCGCUACCGUAAAGCGGCCCUUUGUUUGUCGUGCAGCGUCAGGUUACCAUAACGACAGUCAAGAUGGCAGCAACAGCAGGUGGAGAGGAGCACGUUUCCUCGGAAGUUUUAAGAGGACUUGCCCAUCAUUUAAACUGCCUAAACGAGGACAACAAAGCGACAAGAAAGAGAGCUAUCGAGUUCAUAAAGAAAGAGACGGUGGACAAAGGACUUUCCAGCGGCGUCCUCCAGGAAAUAUUCUCAGCCCUUCUCAAACCUCUUCUCAAAUGUCUUUCAGACCCAAUGGAAAGAUGCAGGGAAACUGCUAUUUCAGUCAUAACAGAGUUUAUUCGUUGUGUUCCCAAACCCGAGGAGUUCCUGCCGUAUUUAAUGCCGUGUCUGGCUCAGCGGUUUGGUGAGAACGAGAUUCUAGAACCGGCGGAAGAGCUUCGUUUGUCGGCCGUGGAUCUGUUGAGUCUGACCGUGGAGGUUUGCGGAAAACAUUUGGCGCCUUAUGUGAGCGAAAUGAUCAGAAUUUUACAGAGAACUAUCGUCGACCCCUUCCCGGAUGUUAAAAGAGAAAGCUGCAGAUGCACCGUCAAACUUGCGCAGACUGUUCCAGAGCAUUUUCACAUGCAAGCUGACAGUCUUGUCAAGCCUCUCAUGAUGACGAUAACUCAUCAGCACUCACGGGUGCGGGUGGCAGUCAUCGAAGCCACUGGGUCGGUCAUUCAACACGGGAGUGGAAGAAACAUGGAUGACGUUCUCCCACACCUGAGUCAGAGAUUUUUGGAUGAUUCACCACAGGUGAGAAAAGCUGUGACUGCCGUGGUUGGGAAUUGGCUGUUGCACCUGAGAGACAGAUACUCUUAUUUUCACAAACUGAUUCCUCUCCUGCUGAGCAACACCACUGAUGAAAUCCCAGAAAUAAGACUUCUAGCAGCCGAUUUAUGGAAACGAGCAGGAACACAGUGGGAGAAGGAAAAUGAGGAGGACAUAAAAGACAAGAUGGACUUUCUUCUCGCUCCUCCAGCACACUACCCACCAGGAGUGGAUCGUCCAGUUUUGGGCUGCAGAGAAUUGGUUGUAAGAAACCUCGGGAGGCUGAUCCCAGCUAUCACCCAUGAUCUGACUGACUGGCUGGUGCCGACGCGCAUCAGGACCUCCCAGCUUCUCUCUGUGCUGCUGCUGCAUGCUGAGGACCACAGCACUCAGCAUCUGCAGCCCCUGCUAGAGACCCUCUACCGCACUUGUACAGAGACAGAAAAGGAGGUGGUCAAAAACUGCCUGGCAGCUGCAAAACUGAUAGGGACUUUUGUUCCUCCGCCCGUCUUCCUCAAGCUGUUGCUGGACCGUGUUAACACCCCACACUCUUCCGCUUGCUCCUGGGCCCCCUUAAUGGUUCUGGCUGCAGUUCUGCAAGGCUGCUCCAAACCACUCCUCAAGCCACACCUCCAGCAGAUUGCCGACACUUUGGUCCAGCCCAGCGUCUGCCAGGAAUACCAGCAGGUUGUGUACUUGCAGCAGUUGCUGACGUGUGUGGAUGUGCUGCUGCGUCAGUGCGAGUCCGACUGUGGCGCAGUCAGCCUGCAGCUGCUGCAGGUGCUGAUCAGCAUCCAGAGCCUCUCUGCAGAGCCGCAGCUGAUUGCAAAGGCCUUGGAGAGCGCACACUUUCUGGGUAAAGUGCAGGACCUGGACUUGAUGGAGCUCUAUAGACAGCACAUGGGACAGCUGCUGGACUGGUUGUUUGCCUCCGUCAGUAGUUGGUCUAGUUAUUCUCCACAGAGACUCCAGCUUCACAUCAUUGUCACACAAUCGGGUCCAGUUAUCGGAGAGUUUUUGAACCAGCUGAUGCCUAUUGUCAACAGCUGCCUCCAGCCAGACAGAGACAAAGAAAUGAGGAUGAGCAUUUUCACAAUGCUGGCCAAACUGCUGCUGGAUGGAAGCAACACUCUGGAUUCACAGGGGCGUUUCCGCGAUGAAGCAGAAUCAUUUCUUUGCAACAUCCUGCUUCCUAACCUGGUGUGGAAAGCAGGACGCACCGCUGGCGCCCUGCGCACCUCAGCCCUAAGCUGUCUGUUGGCUCUACUGCAUGGAGGCGCCAUCACACCUGGACAGCUGCUGUGCCUGGAGGAGAAGCUGAGUCCUCAUGUGCUGUCGUCCCUGGAGGAAGAUUCUCAGAUGGGAAGGCUUAUGGCCUGUCGCUCUCUGUCUGCGAUGCUGAAGCUGAUAGGACGCAGCAUGCGGCAGGACACUCUAAACCGGAUAUAUCCUGAGCUCCUAAAGCGUCUGGAUGACAGCAACGCUGAGGUGCGUGCUGCGGCUCUGCAUGGCGUGGGGCUCUGGUUUUCCAGCCUGACCAAAGACUACAGCCCUGAAGUGUGCGCCCCUCAUCUCCAGCUCCUCUUUCAGCAGCUGCUGCUGCACCUGGAUGACCCCAACCCUGCAGUUCAGGACCAAGUGCUCGAAAUCCUAAAAAAGGCCAGUGUGGUCCAUCCUGUGCUUCUGAAGAGGGAGGCUGAGGCUGUGAAGGACAAACACCGCAGUCCUGUGUACUGCGAGCAGCUGCUUCAACACAUCAGCUCACUUUCUGCAGAGACCACAGCACCUGGUUCAGAGUAACACCAGAGACGAGACACACAGAGGAUGGAGAUUCACAGCCAAACCCUCAUGGAGGAAUUUUAGAACCAUUUUCCUAAACAUUCAUGCAACUUUCUACUCUCAUUCUGUUGUUAAACUGGUUCCAAUGUUUGAUUUUAAUAAAAAGGUUUUUUGGAUUGUGA